Zophobas morio is the source of this 3006-nucleotide messenger RNA. Its product is annotated as GTP-binding protein Di-Ras2. Lineage: Eukaryota; Metazoa; Arthropoda; Insecta; Coleoptera; Tenebrionidae. The record is from RefSeq and is a predicted model, not a curated record. Gene Ontology annotation, cellular component: plasma membrane. Gene Ontology annotation, molecular function: GDP binding; GTPase activity; GTP binding. The transcript is spliced from 3 exons. Gene Ontology annotation, biological process: signal transduction. Bases 229 to 819 code for a protein of 196 amino acids.
CUAGAUGUGGCCAAUCAAUACAAAUUUUUAGUUUAAGAAUGACGUCAUAAUUUUAGUCAAAUUUAUUACAAAAAUAACGAAAACACAAGUUCAUUUUGCAAAAACCAUCGGCCAGAAGUGGUUCGCGUUACUGAAUCAACGAAAUGGAGCAACUAAACCCUAGAAUCAGCCGCAGACAGUUAACCAUAUAACCUCUUUCUUUCAAGCAAUCAAGCCAGUUUUCCAAAAAUGCCCGAACAAAGCAAUGAUUAUCGUGUAGUGGUCUUUGGAGCUGGAGGUGUGGGCAAAAGCUCUCUCGUUCUGAGGUUUGUUAAAGGCACCUUCAGGGAGAGCUACAUUCCGACCAUCGAAGACACCUAUCGACAAGUAAUAAGUUGCAACAAGAAUAUAUGUACUCUUCAGAUUACUGACACGACUGGCUCACAUCAGUUUCCUGCUAUGCAGAGAUUGUCUAUAAGUAAAGGGCAUGCUUUUAUUCUGGUUUAUUCAGUUUGCAGUCGACAGAGCUUGGAGGAAUUACGUCCCAUUUGGGAGGUAAUACGCGAAUUGAAAGGACCAGAUUUGAGUCAGAUUCCCAUCAUGUUGGUUGGGAAUAAAUGUGAUGAAAGUGCGGAACUUCGAGAGGUGAGUACAUCCGAAGGCCAAGGUCAGGCCGGGGAGUGGGGCGUGAGCUUCAUGGAGACGUCGGCAAAGACCAACCACAACGUGAAGCAGCUAUUCCAGGAGCUUCUCAACUUGGAGAAAUCUCGAAACGUGAGUCUCCAAGUUGGAGGCAAGGCCAACAGUCGAGUCGCCAAAGACAAAUGUGACCUGAUGUAAGAGCGCGCAUGGCGUAUUAGAGCUGUCUUGUAAUUUUGCAAAGAUCGUAGGCAAUUUCUGAUAUUUACAAGCGGCGUCUUGUAAAUAGCACGAAAUAAAAUCGUCUUGUUAACCUGACCAAGCUUUAAUGGCCGGGCAAGUGGGAAGUCGUUCCGUUGCGUGUAACCCUUGUUGACUGUUAACCGAUAAAGUGCCCAUCUCUGUGGACAAUAUUAGCUACUCUACAUGUUUUUGUCCUGUAUAUAACCGCACAUUUUCACUUGCUCGGUCCUAAUUUGUUAAGAGCCGACUGCAGGCACUUACAUUGAUUCGUUUUUCAUCGAUCGUUUGAUGUUUGCAAAAAGAGAAACAGCACCGUUUUACCGUUCAUGUUUUUCGGUUUCGAUCACGUGAUAACUAACAACGCAGUCGGGUCCAUCCAUCACAUGUUGUUGAAUACGAAAAGCUACGUUAUUUAUAUGUUUGUGCUAUAUUCAAUUACAUUUACAUACACAUCACAUGUCACAAUAGCAUAUCAUAAGAGAUGUAGAUUUACGAAGUGUAGGACGCUAAUGAUUAUUACAUUUCAUAGGCAUUAGAGUAUGCAUUUGCGAAAAUGUUGAAGUAGGUUUAGCGACAACUAUGCUGUGAGUUAAGGUUAGGUCGUGCAUACUCAUUAAUGCUGUCACCAUCAAAGCACUUCAUCGUACGUAAUUCCAUAAAUUAUUUGUGAUCCCUAGUUAUGUGAUAGUUUAAUUUAAUAGCGGACCAGCUAGUUGUUCAGUGCACGUUUGAAUUGCUUUGAUGGUUUUCACUUUUAAACAUUUUUAGACUGGGUGCUAAGCAACAUUAAAACAAGGAAAAAAUUGUUCGUGUUAUUAAUAUUUGUUAUUCACGCUUUAUAGUGUUCACUAUAUGAACUGCAAUUGUGAUCGAUUUAUAAACGUAUUUAUGCAACGAAUAUAUAAAGAACUAAAAAAAUAGUGUAGCAAAAAUGUACUCAAAAAUACUUUUGACUUUGCUCGGUAGAAGCCAUUUUACUACAUUUAUUGCGUAAAAUUGGAAAAAUCGCUUUUAUUAGCAGUACUAAAAUAAAAGUCACUUUUAACAACUGACUUUUAUUUUACUAGAAAAUUGUUAUUAAUAUAGUGAACUUAAGGAACAAAUUUGUAUACUUGUAGAUAAUUUCAAGUCGUUUUACUCAAAAUACUUACCCAAAAAAUUAAAAAAAAAAAACAGCUCAAUCUGAAUCAAUCAUUUUAUUAUGUUGGUGUUUUUUGUUUUGUGUACCAAUAAAACAAAGACUGACAUCACUUGGUAGAAUAAAUGCUAGAAAUUCCUAUGGAAUAUUCAGUACGAUAGUUUUUAGUAUCAACAGAAUCGCAUCUGUAAGUAUCAUAAACCCUAACAUUGAUUCCAUCAUGUCAGGUCAGUCUAGAAAAGACAAGGUGGGCCAUCGCUGAACUUCAUGUCUACCAAAAUACAAAAUUGUGACAACGUGACUUACUUAUCAGCCUCAAAUAUCAAUUAAAUGCAAUAAUUUGCCUCUGACGUGGGAAUUUUUUUCGAAAGGUCACGGUUAUCGUUAACACGGACGAGGAAAAGUUCAAUUAAAGAAGUAACAUUGUGUAUAAAUUUAAAAGAAAAAAACGAAUAAUCGUGUUCAAAGAAAUGCACUCCUGCAAGAAUUCUAAACAAGUUGUUUGUUUCAAUCGUAACUGUUAUCUGUAACUAGAAACUAAGUAAACUUAGAUAUUUAUUGUAGGAAGUAGCUUAAUUUAUCGGGCUAUUAUUAUUUAAUGUGUUUAAUUUUGGAGAUCGGUGAUAUGAAUGUGUUAAACAAAUAGGUAUAAGCGACGUCAAACACAUUAAGUAAUUAUAGUUAUUUCUGGAGAAAUCGCCAAUUGUUAUGAGAUAGUCCUUAGGAAGUUGUCACUCUUUUCUAUGGAGGUGGACGCCAUUAAAUUUUUAUCUCUGACAUUUAGAUUUUUAUCGAGUUCUUAGAUAUUUCUAUCGUUUGUCUUUCAAUGUACUUCUUCUCUCUACAUGUUAGUCCCAUCCUAAAAUAAUUUCCUUGUUAAUAUUGCAUCUAAUAAUAGAGUGUUAAUUGUUUUUAUUAGUAUGAUCCAAAUUUUUACAUUCCUCAUUUUGUGAUGUUGAAUUUGUUUGUAAACACAGUUUUAUUAACAAUAAAUCCAUUACGAAACA